GAGUUGGGAUUCCAGCAAGGCUCCCUCAGAAAAGACCAUGUUGCUGCCUCUUGCUGCUUCUGCUUCAGCUCCCAGCAAAGCACAAACUUAUAAGAAAAAAACUUCUAAGAGGAUAAACUAUGAUCAGUUGGAUGCAUUAUGUAGCAUCAGUGGGCUACAAAACAGGAAGAAUCCACACACCACUGAAGAAGCUCAUCAAAAGUUUAUGAAACUUUAUCCCAAAAUAUUCUACCAAGAAAAGACUGUAUUGCCAGGAAUUCCUCCAACAGUCUCAAAGAGGGUACUGUCCAGUGAUUCAGUGGAUGGAAGUAAAGUAGACAAAACGUCUCACAAUAUCGGUAUUUACGUUAAAAAGAUCAAAAAUCCCAAGAAGGUGUGGCGUGAAUCUCCUGAGUUCAAGGAGAAGAUGAAUAUUCUAAUAAGGAUACUGAGAAAAAUCCCCAUUCUAAGAUCUGUCAAAGAACAUAACACAGUGUAUGAGAUGAUGAAGCUCAUUCCUGACAUCAGGGCUCAGCUUUCUGAUGAAGAACUGAGGGAACUCAGCAUGUGUACCAUCAAGGAAUACUGGGCAAAAGGAAGCACAGUUGUUGGAAAUCAAGGUUUCUAUGCCAUAUUGAAAGGCUCUGCUAGACCUCAAGCAAGGUGUUACAAAAGAAUGCUUGGAGAAGACUUUGAUUCAUCAUGUGUAGCAAGGUCAACACCUAGUCAAGCUACUAUGUUUGGUUUUUCAGGCCGAACAAUGCUUAUCAGAGGAAGUUGUUUUGGGACUCUGGAAACAGCCCCACCAAAACUGCCGCACAUCCUGCUGUCCAUCAUUACAGAAGAAAACUGCGAAAUUCUUAAAAUUUCUUCCACAGAUUAUUUGAGAAUAAAAGAGGAAAUAGCUAAGCGUGAACGAAUUGCCAAGGAAGAAUUAAUUCAUGGCUGUCCAUAUUAUCGCGACUGGCCUAUGCUUUAUGUAUUUCAGUUAAUGUCUCAUUUGAAAUGGAGGCAAUUUCCUGCAGGCUAUGUACUUUUAAAAGGAGGAGAAAUCAGUACAUUUGUAGGAUUUAUUAAAUCUGGAUACUGUAAUGUUUUCAGAGAAACGGAGGCACUUGUGAAACUACCAUUGGGGAAAAUGGUUAAACAAACCAGACAGGUUCUUGUGGGUCAGCUCCAUGAGAAACAGUCCUUUGGAGAAGUGAGCAUUCUUCUUCAGACCCCUUUCACAUGCAGAGUCGUAACAGCGACAGAUGUUAAAUUGGGCAUAAUUGAUGCCAGUGCUAUACUAGGUUUGGACGUGGUGAUUCAAAUGCUUCUCCUCCAAACAGCUGAGCCAACAUUUGAUAAUAUCACGCAAGAUGAGAUCAACUUUGAAUAUAUAAAUAAAGAGAAACACAAAGAAUGGCAGAGUGUCAAGAACAAGAUGGUGCAGGAUAUAUUGUUUCACAAUGGAAUUAUCCCUGGUUUGGGGAAAUGGACACAUGAGUGGAGUCAUCCUGCCAAGAGGGGGGAAAAAUCGACAGAACAAGCAUCGUUGAGUUGCUGUCUGAGUGACAGCAGUGUAUGAGAGGCUGGGGACUUCGGUGUAAGCCAACAGUCAUUUCAUCAAUCCUCUCCCUCUGAGCUCUUCCAGCAGCCUUCCUAGAUUAAAUCCUUCGCCCACCCUGUUUGUUUCUGUACACCAGCAUGCAGCUGUUAAUUAUUUUGGCUUGGCAACCCUGCCUUCUCCCUACCCGCCUGUUUCCUGCACUAUGACCCAUUUAAUCUUUUUGUGAUGGAAGAAAUAAAACAAGCAAGUACAUCUUUUUCUUAACAUUGAGUUACCCUGAGGACAGUUUUAACAGGUUAUUACAAACUCCAGGAAUAAGAGGAUUCUGGCUUCCUAACAAAGCACAUUUAAUUAGCCUAGUUUUUCCUCAUUGAAAACAAUAGUAAAGAAAAAGGGUAUGGUUCCCUGCGUAGAAGAACAUAUUUGUACAUAGUUGUACAGAUACUGAAUUGUGCUAUUUGUAGCUCUCUUUUGGAGCAAAAGACUUUUGUGUGAUAUUCUAAGCAUAAGGUAUUUUUGUCCAUCCACAGCUUCCCUGUAGUCUCACCUUACUUCUUCCAACUGCCUUCUAUGCCUCUAUUUUCCUGAGACUUCCAUGUCCCUCCCUUUCUCCUUGCAAUCCUAGUGAAGAACUCAGUUUUGUUCUGUCAAACACUGGAACAUCCCAUGAGGAGCAACUCAGUGUAGUGUGUAUACAAUAUUGGAAAAGACUUGUGCCAGUACCCAGCGCAGAUGUAGAAAUGUGCCCGAGAAGAGACAUGUCUGCCCACCAGGGGAUCCCCUGAGAUAGGAUGACUUUAUCAGAAAGCAUACACGAUAGGAAAAAGAGCCAUCAACAUCAAGAAAAGUGAUGAAAGGGAUAGGGAGUUGAGAACCAACCUAUUUCUUGGCCAGCCCUGCAACACAAACAUAAACCCCUAAUCGUGAAGUCCCAAAAGAUGUUAAUUCUACCCUUACUUUUGCCUCAGACAUCAACUGUUUCACACCCUUCCCUC
This is a messenger RNA of Mauremys reevesii (Reeves's turtle), 2526 nucleotides long. It is a transcript of the gene CNBD1, whose product is annotated as cyclic nucleotide binding domain containing 1. Bases 38 to 1549 code for a protein of 503 amino acids. The record is from RefSeq and is a predicted model, not a curated record. Lineage: Eukaryota; Metazoa; Chordata; Testudines; Geoemydidae. The transcript is spliced from 13 exons.